AUGGAUCUUGAAGCCAAAAGGUUUGGAAGGGGUCCGAGGGAACUUGGCGGUGCUGCUGAUCUCAUAAAUCUAUAUAAGCUUUGGCCUCAUCAUGAGUACUUCUGCAAGAGAUCACUGCCUUUGUCAAUAUCAGAGACUCAUUAUUUACAUAAUGUGGUGGGAGAUACAUUAAUCAGGAAAGGGGAAGGGAUGGAAUUGGAUCAGCUCUUUCAAAGCAACCUUUAUAUGAGAGAAAAAAAUGCACAUAUACAUCCCUUUGAUUUGGAUGUACUUUGUGAAGCUUUUCUAAUAAGGGAAACAACUCCUGUUAAACUGCCUUCUGCAGAGAAGGGGAUCCGUACCUCAGUGGUGAAUUCAAAGAGUGAAUUAGAAAACAAGGAGAGGAAGCAUAAGAAGCACAAAGACAAGGAUAAAGAUCAUAAGAAGCACAAAAACCGUCACAAGGACAACAGUGGUGAUGCUGUUAAGAACAUAAAUGUUGAUUACGGCUUGAAAACUGAGCAGUUGAAGGAACAGCAAGAUAUGUUCAUUCAGAAGAGGAGGCUCGAUGGUUUUGAAGAUCCUUCUGUCUUUGGACAUAAAAAAGCCAGAAUCCAAAGAUAA
Molecule: messenger RNA, 603 nt
Organism: Prunus armeniaca (apricot)
Lineage: Eukaryota; Viridiplantae; Streptophyta; Magnoliopsida; Rosales; Rosaceae
Source: the annotation of a GenBank genome assembly